UAACAACAGACAUGUUUUGCCAAAUGUACCCAAGACACGAAAAUGUACACACUUUACACAGUGAUUAAUGCACAAUAAAGAAAAAAAAACAACAACAUCCAGAUCUAGAAAAUUAUAAUACUCAAGUUCCUCUACAAUUUUUUAACUGUCUAAAUUAAAAUGACAACAUCUGGAGAAAGUGUUGAAGAUACAAUGGAAAAACCACCAACAAAUUAUGAAGAGUUUUUAAAGGCAGAAGGUUUAAAUGACUGGCCAUUCAAAAUGAGUUUAGAAGGACCUCUUGACAUUGAGUCAGAAGGAUUGUUUAUGGGAACACAAGAACACAUUGCUGAAUUAUUGAGGACUGCUGCACCUGUGGGAUUACAAAUGUUGGAUGAGAUGGAGACUAGGCUGGAUGAACUGGAUAAUGUCCUGUACAUGUAUGCAAAUGAAAUACUUACAGAUGACAAAAGAGUAUCUCGAAUAGCAGAAGGACUAUUUCAUUCUCCAUCUUCAACAUUCAUAACAGAGGGAAUGGAACACUUAAUAUCUCGUAGAAAUUCAAAAGCAGUUAAAAGUUAUGACUUGAUGGACAGUAUGCUAGAGUCCAAGAAGAGAAGUCUAGACAAUCUCAAGUUUCCAGGGUUUAGUCAGGGAGAAUUGAUAGAGCUUCCAUCACAACUAGAAGUACCUCCUAUUCUGCAUAGGGUCACCACAGCACAGGGAUUUAAUCCUGGCUUUGAAAAAUUUUGGAAAAAGUUGUUUUUAUCAGAAGCUUCCUCAGUCAUCCUACAAGACAUGUUUUGGUGGGUUUUCUUGGACAUGUUCUCUAAAGAGGAUAAUCAAGAAGAGGUGAAAGAUUCAUUGUUCGAUAGAGUUGCUGACAGCUAUGUGGCAUUGUUCACAAGCAUUAAUGUGGAAGUAAAAGAUAAGUUUCUAUCAGUCUACCCUAACUGUUUGGCUCAAGCCAUUUAUUGUGUUUUCAAAGAUGCUUUUCCAGAAUCACAGCAAAGAUUUAAUGAUGACUUUAAAAAGUACUUGGUAACAUUGAUAUUUGAGCUUGUCACUGGUUUGAGACCUGUGCCUGGAAUAUGGAAAACUUGGAAUGAUGAAGGUCUGGAACAAAAAACAAUAAAAGAAACAGAAAAAGCUAAAAUGUUACAAGCUGCUGGUCUGCACCAAAAAGUCAAUUUAAGUCUUGACAUGGAAGGUUUUAACAAAACCAUAGACAAACUUGGGACAGAAUUAAUACAGCCAGUCCAGACAUCAAGGGAAACAACCAAAACUAGCCAAGUCAAAGGAAAAACUAUCCAAAGAGAGUCCCAUCAAGUUGGACCAGGGCCAGACUUUGAGCGUGUCACAUUCAACACAUCAGGUCGGAGUCCACUCAUAGCUCACUAUUUGCACAUGAGACAUCUCCGAAACUAUAAGCAGCCAGGAAUGAAAGUCAGACGCACAGAAAUUGUCAAACUACCUCCAGAAGGCCCAACUUAUGAGCAGCUAAUUACCAGCACCAUCAACAAAGCCAAUGCCUCAAAGAAACAAUAUGAAAGAACCUCUGAACAGACAGAAGCAGAGAUUCUGGAGUUACAUAAGAAACAGAGAGAUAUUAAUCGUAGAAUCAAUGCAAUGAAAAGAGCAUUUAACAGUGUCAAGACAGUUCAGGAAAGGCAACUCCUAAUUGAUAAAUUUACUGAGGAAAUGAAUUUGAAAGAAGUUCUAAUUGACAAGUUACAGAAAGAUGACGAACAACUUAGCGAUGGACAUGAAGAAGAAAACUAAAGUCUCGAGUUUUGAACAAGAAAUAUGGAAUUAUGGGAAACAUUGAAUACUAGUGUACAUUGUCAAUGUAUAAAUAUAUUUAUUCAAUAAAAUUACAUGAACAAA
Biomphalaria glabrata is the source of this 1866-nucleotide messenger RNA. Its product is annotated as protein FAM227B-like. The transcript is spliced from 16 exons. The record is from RefSeq and is a predicted model, not a curated record. The coding region runs from base 160 to 1761 and encodes 533 amino acids. Lineage: Eukaryota; Metazoa; Mollusca; Gastropoda; Planorbidae.